Molecule: messenger RNA, 2071 nt
Organism: Cercospora beticola
Lineage: Eukaryota; Fungi; Ascomycota; Dothideomycetes; Mycosphaerellales; Mycosphaerellaceae
Molecular function (GO): metallopeptidase activity
Source: RefSeq, a predicted model, not a curated record
AUGCCACAUUACAUUUUCAACCUCCUGUUGCUUUGCUUGACUACGAACGCCAUCCGAAUUCCUAUCGUCUUCCAGAAGGCAGCCUCUAAAGAGCUAAGGGCUAGAAGCGAGCGAGGCGUCGUCGUCCGGAACGACGGCCUUCCCCCGAUCGUAGCCGCUGGCGGGGAGACGUACAGCAUCAAUCCAUCCGGAAGUCCAACCACGCAGAACAAGAUGGGGACAUAUCUAUACGGCUGGGAAGGAUGCCAACCUGGCCAAAAGGACAAGAUCAAGAAGGCUUAUUACGAUGCCUGGACAAUGUCGAGCCUUGACGGUGUGAAAGCUAACAUUGAUUGGAACGAAGCUGCGGCUCUGGAGUUCCUCGGACCUCCUGGCCUGAAUAAACCACAGCAGGCUCAGAUUCAAGCGGUACUUGCCAAUAUGGCAACGGUCAUCUACUCCUACAUCAACCCUUUCACACACCCCUUACACGUGCGGUGUGACGAUCCAGGAAAGCUAUGUCAGAACCGCUCUAAAGAUGACCGUUGUCAACCAAAGUCUUCCAAACCGGUCGACAAACCCGAGAGACUGCCCAAUGCCUACUCCAAGAAUACGGGCUACAGCGAUGACUACCCCACGAUAAACUUCUGUGAGGGCUUCAUGAAACUGCGAAGUCUCGAAGAUGGUUACAGUUAUGGCAGUGCAUUGACUGCACCUGCUAGAUACGAUAUCGACCAGUACAACAACCGAGCUACGACCUUCUUCCACGAGUUGACACAUCUAAGCCUCGCAGCAGACUCCAAAAAUGGUCGACCAAAUCCCGAUAUCGACGACUUGAUUAUAUCUAUCAAGGUUGGCUUGACUCGCACCAGCGUCUAUCCUGCGUACGGCGGCAUCGCCACUAAAUUGGUGGCUCGUACCACACCCGACCCAGGCUACUAUGUGCAACGAAACGCAGACAACUUUGCAUUCUUCGCACUGGCGAAAUAUGUCAUGUCUAGGAACGGCAACAUAUAUCCGCACAUGCCAGUAAUUCACUACGAGCUCAGUGGGCCACCCUGGAAAGCCAAGAAGCCUGGAAAUAAUCGCGUGGUUGUCUUUGGCAACGAUGGACAAGGCUUGUAUCUGAACGCAAAUGCCACAGAUCUAAGCACACUUGACUCUGAGCUGCCUAAUCUCGGGGACUACCCUACCUGCGGGGAUCGUGCAGACCAGCUUAGCGGGACAGCUAUCGCUAUCAACGACCUUGUGCCUAUCACGGCAUACCCGCCUGACUAUGUAACCCAGCAGAAAACAUGGCUGCAAGAACUAGGGGGUCCCGAAACGCCACCAAGCACCGAUGCGCCACCGAAUACCAAUGCCUGCCAUGGCAUCAGCGGCGAUUAUUGGGUCAUGUCUCGAGACACUGCGGUUGACAAUGCCAAGGACUUCUGCUCUCAGACCGACAGGACGAAGAGAUAUAAUGCCGGAUCUGUCAAUGAACUCGAGCUCUCAGUCAAGAAGCUCGACGACGAUUCCAAAGGUCCCAAAGAUGCCCCAGAUUGCCUCGGACAGUUCCAGAAUGCGGUCAUCGACGGCUGUGACGGAGCGGAUACAGUCAACAAUCCUCACAACUACAAAUUUGGUUCGACGCUGAUGGCUGACGGCUGGGAGUUCAAGAUGACACCUUUAAGUAAACAAGUCAACGAGGUGAACUGCGAUGUGUCAUACAAGUUCUGGUAUAACCAGGUCGAAAUCCGUGGCAAAAACCUUCCCGAUGCAAAGCUGGGUGCCAAUGGCGAGGGUCUUCGUAAGGAGAUCGAUGGCUGUGGUGCUCUGACGAAGUGGAACUUUGAACGGACACCAGAUGACUGUUGCUUCCAAUGGUAUGCCAUGGCUCACUUGAAUAUCGGGACAAAAAAUUGCGUCGGACGCGCAAUCGAAUCCGCUGGCGGCUCUGGAAAGGGCAACUGUCAUGGUCCUGGCAAACGUCAGGUGAAUGGAACUGAUGCCAUUGACAACUGGCCAGGGUAUGGCGAUGCCAGUAAGCAUGUUUUCAAGACCAAGGCGCAAGUCUUGGAGCCGCCUACUGGAGGAAGUUGGUAAAGAAACC